AUGAGCCGUACAGCCAUAAGGCACGAGCAAUUCAAAAAAGGCGAUUUCGUAUUCGCCAAAUUGAAAGGAUACCGCCCGUGGCCGGCCCGUGUUCUACAGGCAGGCGAUCGAAAGUACAAUGUAUUUUUCUACGGAACUUGCGAUACGGCCGAGGUGGGACCCAAGCAGCUUUACACGUACAUAACAUGCAUAAGGCGUUUGGGUAAUUUGCAGAAGCUGCGACAAAAUGAAUUUAAACGCGCCCUCUUGCAUGCCGAGCAGGCAGUCGCAAAUCCUGCCGAAGAUCAGGCCUAUCAUCAGAAGUUGGCCGUACUCGAAAACAAUUUCGUAGAUGCCAUUGAUGUGGUACUAUGCGACGAAUCCUAUCUAGAUGAUAAUAUCAAUAACUGUGUUUUAGUCGACGAUGACGAUGAUGAUGCGAAAACUUCCAGACGUAUCUGCUAA
This is a messenger RNA of Drosophila novamexicana, 444 nucleotides long. Its product is annotated as hepatoma-derived growth factor-like. Lineage: Eukaryota; Metazoa; Arthropoda; Insecta; Diptera; Drosophilidae. The transcript has a single exon. Gene Ontology annotation, biological process: regulation of transcription by RNA polymerase II. Gene Ontology annotation, cellular component: nucleus. Bases 1 to 444 code for a protein of 147 amino acids. The record is from RefSeq and is a predicted model, not a curated record. Gene Ontology annotation, molecular function: transcription coregulator activity; double-stranded DNA binding.